CGAGAGCUGAUUUCAUCUUUCAGCCGGCAGGCCGCUUGCCGAGGAAUCUCGACUUUCAUUGUCUCGUUGAUCGCAGGCAGGUCAAUGCAACGCAACUACUGCGACGGUUGCUACGCUUGGAUACUGUUCACAACAUGAGCCAAUAUCAAGCCGCUGUACCGAGUGACGGCUCAGUGAAGCAUGAAAUUCGGAAAUACUAUGAAGAGUUUUACGCUACAUCAGACACGCCUGAUGCUCAUGAGAAGUAUGCUGCCGGUUUCACCAGGGAUGCAAAGCUUAUUAUGGCAUCGAACGAAGCGAAUGGGACCCAAGAAAUUCUGAAGAUGCGUGAGGGAAUGUGGGAGAAGGUUGCAAAACGCUCGCACAAGCCAGCCCAGAUCUACUCCUUCGGUCCCGGCAGCAACGACGUAAUGUUGCUCGGGACGGUAGACUACGAGCUGAAGGACGGCAGGAAGACUACCGUCGAUUGGGCGGCGCGCUCACAAUUCGCGGAAGAGGCCGGUCAGCUGAAGAUGAGCUUCUACCAAGUCUACCUCGACACAGCAGCCAUGGCGAAGGCUCAGUGA
Molecule: messenger RNA, 566 nt
Organism: Baudoinia panamericana UAMH 10762
Lineage: Eukaryota; Fungi; Ascomycota; Dothideomycetes; Mycosphaerellales; Teratosphaeriaceae
Exons: 3
Coding region: 135-566 (143 amino acids)
Source: RefSeq, a predicted model, not a curated record